Messenger RNA from Stereum hirsutum FP-91666 SS1, 654 nucleotides. RefSeq lists its product as uncharacterized. Lineage: Eukaryota; Fungi; Basidiomycota; Agaricomycetes; Russulales; Stereaceae. The record is from RefSeq and is a predicted model, not a curated record. The transcript is spliced from 5 exons. Bases 1 to 654 code for a protein of 217 amino acids.
AUGCUCUUAUCCACUUUCCUCACUGUCGUGGCCUCUUUGAGUGCCCCAGUGCUCUCCCUCUACGUUCGCACUGAUACGUCCACCUCUCCUGCGUGUCCCGCCGUCGCAAACCAGAGCAUCACCGUGGGAGCGCACACGGUCAUGCUAGUCGACCUGGCAUGCAGCGAUGUCACGGCUGACAUGGUUGAUAUAUUCUUUCCCCCCGGCUGGCCAUUCACUCCCAUAGCGCCGAAGUCGACCGCUACUCUUACUGACACGGUGACGGUAACUGCGACAGCGACCGCAAGCUCAACUCCUACCAACGCUAUCAACGUCUGUGGCACCGUUUGCAAUACGCUCUGCACACAGUCCGGCCAACUUCCUCCUACCAUGAACGACUGUCAGGUCGUCAAGGAAGCUAUUCAGAUCUUUGAAGGCAACUCCUCUCCUACGUCUAUAGUCCAGCCUGGCCACAUCCAACAGCUGACUUUCGGUACUUGUCGCUUCUUCUUCGAGAACUUGAACACCGUUCCCUUGGAAUUCUGCUGGCAGGACCUGGGCAAUAACGGUUCUGCUGCAGCGGAUGCUUGUUUCCCACCCGUUCAACCCGUCAACCCGUCGGCGGAGUGUGUUGCGCCGACUUUGAGCUGGGAGAUAGGUGUGGGCCAUGCGUGA